AUGGCCGCAGCCGGGGAGCUGCGUUCCUGGCGGCGGAGAGGAUCCGGUGCCGAGCAAGCUGUAUGCCGAGCCAAACGGCUUCAGGAGGAAGCUCGAAGCCUUCUGCCACCAGGCCUGCAGGUAGUCAAGAGGCCAGUACCGGAAUCGACAAACCACGGCCCUGCGAAGCAACCACGGGUGCAGUCUCCGGAUCUCACAGAUGCUGGAAAUCCUACAAGCCCAGGUGCCACGGAGCUCACUGUCGAGGAUGAGGUCCAACGUCGACAGCAAGCCGCCGAGUUGUAUGCCCAGGCGAAGCUCCACUUAAACUUGCAGAAGGCAGUCGACGAGGCGCGGAGAGACCUGCAGCUGCGUCGAGACACCAUGCGGUGUCGAAGCGAGGUGGAAAGCGCACGCAGGGAAUCUGAGGAACUUCUCGGAAAGUUGGCACGAAUCCGCUCGGACGGAGAACCUUCACCGCUGGACCUCGGUGCAGCCCUGCGUGGGGCGCUGCAGCAAUGGUCGCGGCGAAAGGCAGCCUGCCAUGACGUUCUGAGAGGUUUGGGUACCGCAGGCGCCGGUCACAUCGGCCAAGCUGCUGGCCUCUCCUCGGACGAGUCUUGUGGAGCCUCUUUCGAGGAAAUCUUUGGGUCUCUGUCGCCUGAGCUGCGGUGGUGA
Molecule: messenger RNA, 657 nt
Organism: Symbiodinium sp. CCMP2592
Lineage: Eukaryota; Dinophyceae; Suessiales; Symbiodiniaceae
Source: the annotation of a GenBank genome assembly